This is a messenger RNA of Alosa sapidissima (American shad), 7341 nucleotides long. RefSeq names its product DDHD domain containing 1a (gene ddhd1a). The record is from RefSeq and is a predicted model, not a curated record. NCBI's taxonomy places the organism in Eukaryota, Metazoa, Chordata, Actinopteri, Clupeiformes, Clupeidae. The coding region runs from base 484 to 3225 and encodes 913 amino acids. Gene Ontology annotation, molecular function: metal ion binding; glycerophospholipase activity. The transcript has 14 exons. Gene Ontology annotation, cellular component: cytoplasm.
GCUGUCGUCACCAUGCAAGCCGGGUGAGUUGUUUGACAUGAAAGAUUCUGUGGCUCUUCCGAUGGCGGGUGCGGAUGACGGUCAAUGAUAAUUUACCGCAAGCGGUAAAAAAAAGUAAAGGCUCUAUGACAACACCGGCUCGCAGAGAAGGAGGCCGCCUCAGUUGUUACUGGUACGUUACUUUAGAGGUAGAAGUCGCGGAAAAAGAGAAAAGGCAGCCGUGUCAUUCAGCUGGCAGUUAUUGGUUAGCUAACGUUAUCCGUAAGUUAGCACAGCUAAGAUAGCUACCUAAAGCUGUUUCAUGGGUGCUCUGUGGCAAGUGACUAGCCAAAUGAGAUGGACAGCAUGAUAAGUUUUUGAAAUCUAUGAUAUCAUAACAUACAUUUCAUUCAUGAUCACCCACUUGUGUAAAAAUCUUCCUGUCUGUGGAUAGCCACCGUUAGCCAGCUAGCUAAUGUCAAAAGUGAACACCUAGUCAAAGUUAUGAGUAGUUUCCCGAAUAAGUCGCCCUUUAUCAGCCCUCCGCUCAGUCCUGGCGGUGGAGUGUCGUCCAUUAACAAUAACAACAGAGAGUGGGGUCUGGGAAACGAGAUGUUUGUCUGCUCCUAUGACGAGUCGUCAAUUGGGGCAGGGAUGCACGCGGUGCAGUCGGGUUUUGACAGACACCUGCCGCUGCUCCAGAACAGCCACCAGCUAACAUUAAACCAGCGUGAUAAGAUGCUGGACGAAUCUUACCCUCAUAACAGCGACGGGGGUUACUUUAACUACGGGACCACCCGCACCCUCAACUACAGGGAAAACGACGGAAAUGUUGCCCCGCCAGAGAGCAGAAAAAGGCAUCGCUCCAACAGUUCCCGACAGCGCUUCGAAGUCGUCACCGAAUUGGGCCCGGAGGAGGUCCGAUGGUUCUACAAAGAGGACAAGAAGACUUGGAAGCCCUUCGUUGGGCACGACUCUUUAAAAAUCGAGGUAGCGUACCGUAAAUACUGUGAGUUGAAUCCUGGCAUAUUCAGCCGGGCAUGUCCCGCGGGUAACGAAACACAGGACACGCAAGAAACGGCCACUGGCUCAGCAGUAUUGGACGGACCACAGAGAGAAGUGCCAACGCAAACUGCGCCAAGAACUAUAGCGCAUGGCAGAAUAGAAUCUGUCGAGCGGUCCGAAUCAUCGGAAGAGAGAGACUUGGACAGUAUAAAUAUCAGCGUAGAAGCAGUCUGUGUGAGAGGGGGUCUCUACGAGGUGGAUGUCAGAGAGAAGGAGUGCUAUCCAGUCUACUGGAAUCAGCAGGACCGCAUCCCUGUGAUGCGCGGCCAGUGGUUCAUUGACAGCACGUGGCUACCUAUGGAGGAGGAGGAGAGCGACCUGAUCGAGGCCGAGCACCUCGCACACUUCCGGGGCCAGCAGAUGCAGGACACCUUUGACUCGGACGCCGACGUGGUGGCCAAGACCGUCGACAGCAAGGAUGUUCUCUCCCACCUGCCCCCGUUCUACCUCACCUUUCUGUUCAAAUGGAGAGGAUAUCAGACGAGCACUAAAACUACAUGUCACAAGCGCAAGCGCUGCCAAGCCAUCCACAGUGUGAAGCUGAGCAGGAGCCAUGUUGACUGGCACUGUGUGGACGAGGUCUACCUGUACAGUGAUGCCACUACCUCAAAGAUCGCCCGCACAGUUACGCAGAAACUGGGCUUCUCCAAAGCCUCCAGCAGUGGUACGCGGCUGCAUCGGGGCUACGUGGAGGAGGCAUCUCUGGAGGACAAGCCUCCUCAGACCACGCACAUCGUCUUCGUCGUCCAUGGCAUCGGCCAGAAGAUGGACCAGGGGCGCAUCAUCCGCAACACGGGCAUGAUGAGGGAAGCGGUGCGUAAGAUGGAGGAGAAGCACUUUGCGGAACACAUAGAGGAGCAUGUGGAGUUUCUGCCUGUGGAGUGGCGCUCUAAACUGGCCCUGGAUGGAGACACUGUGGACUCCAUCACACCCGACAAGGUGCGAGGGCUCCGAGAUCUGCUCAACAGCAGCGCCAUGGACAUCAUGUACUACACCAGCCCCCUGUACAGGGACGAGAUCACCAAGGGCCUGACUCAGGAGCUGAACCGGCUCUACUCGCUGUUCUGCUCGCGGAACCCGGAGUUCGAGGCGAAGGGUGGGAAGGUGUCGAUGGUGUCGCACUCGCUGGGCUGCGUCAUCGCCUACGACAUCAUGACGGGCUGGGACCCCGUGCGCUUCAUCCAGCAGGAGCAGCAGGAGCUGGAGCAGGAGGAGCAGCGCUGGGUCAGCUACGAGGAGCGCCACCUGCUGGAGCAGCUGCACAUCACACGCCACAGGUUACGGGAGCUGGAGGAGAAGCUACAGGGGUUAGAGGCCUCCAAACCUCUCGCCUCCCCUGCCCUGAUGUUCAAGGUGGAGAAUCUGUUCUGCAUGGGCUCUCCUCUGGCCGUGUUCUUGGCGCUGAGGGGCAUCCGGCCGGGCACCAGCGGCCUGCAGGACCACAUCAUGCCCGCGACCAUCUGCACACGCCUCUUCAACGUCUUCCACCCCACCGACCCUGUGGCCUAUCGACUGGAGCCUCUCAUCCUGAAGCACUACAGCAACAUAGCACCCGUCCAGAUCCACUGGUGUAACACCACCAACCCCACCCCUUACGAUGAGAUGCGCAUCACCUUCCUCAACCCGACGAAGGACUCUGUGUCGGACACGGAGAGCAUCCCGAGCCCCAGCACCUCUCCGGUGAUGCCACGACGCCACUACGGCGAGUCCAUCACCAACCUGGGCAAGGCGGGCAUCAUGGGCGCUGCCAGCAUUGGGAAGGGCAUCGGGGGCAUGAUCUUCUCCCGCUUCUCGCGCUCCAGCAGCCAGCCGGCAGGCGUGGGCACGGACACCGGGCUCUCCGAGAGCGACGAGAAGAACCAGGACCAGGAGCCCAACCCCAACCCCAACCCAGCUCAGAGCCACACACACACCCACACGCAGAGCCAGUCAGCCUACGGCCUCUCCACCAUGUCCCAAUCCACCUCCAACUCCACCAUCAUGGAUACUACAUUGGAGCUGGAGCAUCGCAUCGACUUCGAGCUGCGCGAGGGCAUGGUGGAGAGCCGCUAUUGGUCAGCAGUGACCUCGCACACAGCCUAUUGGUCAAACCUGGACGUGGCGCUCUUCCUGCUCACGUUCAUCUAUGAGCAGAGACAGUCCGCGCAGUCACCGGAGGAGCCCAGCCACGAGUCUGCCUGAUGGGGAACACUGUGGACACACACACACACACACACACACACACACACACACACAGAUCGAACUGUGGACCUAUUAACUCUUUUACUCACCUAUUCCCCUUACAAACACACACACACACUCACACACACACAUUCAGACAGACACACGCUAACAUAUAUGGCACUGUGGACACACACACACAGUAGACUGUUCCAGGUCAUCCUGGUGUCCAUCCUGCUCCCUCCAUACGUUGGACAGUCCGUCUCUUCUCCUCUUCCACUAAAUGCUUCAGUCGCCUCUCUGUCCCGUGAAGGACUGUACAGCUGGUCAGAUGUCUUCUCUAAGGAUGCACGCCCAGAAACACCAGCAUGGACGAUAUGGAUGUGGGCUCUGCGUUUGGAGAGGCGUUUACCACGGUUGUGUGUGUCUAAAGCCAUGUCCUGGUCAAAAACAUCUGGACCUUACAAAAAUGCAUAUUACCAGAACUGUGUAUCAGCUACAAUGGACCUGAUGACAAAAAAGUGACACACUUGAAUGCACACACACACACACACACACACACACACACACACACACACACACACACACACACACACACACACACACACCCUCUUCUUUGAUGUCCUCCUAUCUCUCUCCCAUGUAUAAUCUUCCUGUGUCAGGGAGCAUGACCUCAUGUAGAACUCUGAGAUGGAGGAGAGUGAUGAUGGCCGAACCUGUGCAAAGCAAAACAAACUUCUGUAACCAUGGUAACCAUGCAAACAUACAAUACAAAUGUCAAAGGGGUCAAAAGAUGUAUUUAUUUAUCUAGAAAUUAAUAUAUUUCCCUAUGAAACAGUCUUGAUCAGUUAAGCUUCCGUUUUUUUUUUUUUUUUUUUUGCACCAUUUUGACUAAAGUGAGACUAAAAUGUUUAAAAAAGCAUAUUUUUACCUUUCCUAUUCCAGAUUAUAGUGGACCUUGAUAUAAUCAAGCAUGAAGUAGCUGUCAAACAUCUCACCAAUGUUUAACGACAGAAAAGAUGUCUUCAGAUUCUGCUCAAAAGCAAUGCCCUUUUUUUUAACUUCACAAACUGAUGGUGCUGAUAUUUCAGCCUGCUGGCUUUCCAUGAAGUAGAUCUACCUUCUCGUCUUUGUUUGUCUUGGUUGUGGUCUGCGCUAUCUUGCCAUUGUUGAGAUGGCACACUGGGCAUUUAUCAACUCCCCUGCCUCGUUACAGUAGAUGGCCGCUCAGCAGUGCAUCUUGGGCCUGCUCUCAUUAACUGCAUGCAUGUCUGAGGCAAGUCUAUAUAGGGCUGUGGGACUUCUGUUUUCACUCUCUUGAAAAAGCAUCCAAAGCAAAAGCUAGCUGCAGUCCAGCUCGCUGUUUCUGCUGUAGAGUUGACCUCUGUGGACAGGUCCGACGUGCUCCUUACAGGGGCACCAGCAACCCUCUUUGGGUCGCGCCGAUGCCUGCAUUUGCAGUGGCCGUCCAAUUGCCAUGACGACAGUGUGGCUGGAAUCAGCAUCUGCGUGGGGCGUUUAGAAGUGGUUUGGAGGUCGUAAUGGCCCCUCAGCCAGCCUUGACCAGCUCCCAUCCUCCAGCGCACUCUUGAAUGGCACUGAAAAGGUCACGCUGUGUGUUUUCACGGCUCAGAGACAGGAACACACCACUGGGGAGGGAGGGCGGUCAGCGUCGUGAGCGGCUCGCCGGAGCAGUGGAAUUGGUCCGUCAUGCGACUGCAGGUUAUUCAGAGGCCGCCAACACUUUCUGUCCCUUUGAGGUCCACACUAGAGACAGAGACGUGAUUGGUCACUGGAUCAACAUCACGCCAACCUUGAAAGGUCAUCCGAGGUCAGUCAGUGCCACUGGGAGACAUGUCCAAUCCAUUAUGUGGCUAGGUCAGCACAUAGAGGGAGAUGACCAAUACGUUGUCACCAUCCUUCGUGCCAUUUUCGAGGACCAAUCAGAGAUGUUAUAUUUCAGGUGUUGGCAUGCGAUUGGACGGUGAAAACAGAGCAUUAUUAUAAUCACUGCACAAAAAGUCAGCCCUUGGUUACUACUGUUUACAUAAACACUCCAAAUCACUUAAACUCAAGAGAAUAUAUGUUUUGUAGUCUUGACUUUUUCCGUUUAAAUCUUACGGCAGCAUUGAAGUCUGUACUUGUCCUGGAGUGGGACGCCACGCCACGCCACGCCACGCACCGUGUCCCUGUCUGUUGCUCAGUGUGGAAGAUGGCGUGUUUUCGUUGUGGGGACGCACAGAUAAACCCCCGCUAAAGUCUAGGGCUCCGAUGUUGUCUUCUAAGGACCUCUCAGGUGUCAAAAGAACUAAUAUGCAAAGACACUGGUCACUGGUAAGGGCUGUUAACGGUGGCCGAUUGGUUACAGAGACAUGCAUUUAUGUUAAUAUAGAUUACUGUUUCUUAGUGUUUUUUUGUUUGUUUAUGUACAUGAUUUCACUGGAAGGGCAAGUAGAAGAUCCAUUUAUUUCUUUUUAAGGCUUUAUAAUGAAGAGACUCCUGUUCACAUGUAGACUGGUUGAACUGUUUUUGUGUUAGUUUGUUUGUUUGUUUGUUUUGUUUUUUAUGUGAUGUGUUCAUCUCAUCGUUGUUCUGGAGAUCUGUUCCGAUCCAGACUCUUUGUAUCAUAUCAGAACCUGCUCCAUUCCUGCCCAUUCUGAUCCGGUUCCUCGCGUCUCUGUGGUAGCUGAACCGACGUCUCCACUGCUUGGGGUCACUGUUGCUGCUUGCAUGUUGAGUGUGUGAGUGAUGGCUUACUUUGAUAUCACCAACUGGACCAGAAUGCCUUCCCGGGCCCACAGUACCUAUUUCAGGCCCAACCCAAGUAGCCGGUGACUCUGAAACGGCUCCGACCCAGAUUUGACCGGAGUCAAAUAAAUCUAGAUGACGGGGUUGGACUCCGAUCUGGAUCUGCCCCAACGCUCCUGGGUCAGUUGCAGAGUGACCGGCUAUAUGGACACAUAGUGGAUUCCCUAUGAAGCACUUACAUGUAUUCUGAUGUAGUCGUGUAGCUGUUGGUAAUGAGGGACAUGACAGACCAUGCAAAAACUUGCACAAGCUGAAUAGCACAGCCUUGAAUUGCACAGAGAAGAAGCUUUAGAAGAAAAUAAUGGGCCUUACCCUCGUUGUCAUGUCUGGUCCUGUCCUGAUUUGUCACCAUUACAGCUUCAUCGCAGUGACCAGACGAUCAGUGAUUAGAUCAGUGAUGAGAUGCUAUAUAUAUAUUAUAUAUUACACACACACACAGUAGAUAUAUAUAUAUAUAUAUAUAUAUAUAUAUAUAUAUAUAUAUAUAUGCCAAUAUAUACAGUAUAAUACAAUAUUUUGUUCCAUUUCAAAAUGGCAUGCAAGUGACUUGUUAUAUUUUUAUACUAACAGUGAGAAUAUUGUACCAUAGGCAGCCAUAUAGCGCUGCAAGCACACUGAUCUAUCCUCCCCUGCAUGCCCCGGCUGUUUGUCUGGCCGGGUAUGUUUAGCUAGUUUGUGAUGAUGGCUAAACCUUUAACAUGACCCCCCUUUAAGAGCUAUUAGAUCAGCCAUUGCUUUCAGUAUUACAAGCACAUAAACAACGCUAGGCCACUGAUUUCCAGAAAUGCCUCAUAUUUCAGAUGACGACUUGGUCAAACUGGACCUCAACGUUGGAGCGUUUCCAGAGAAAAGCUUUGUGUGAUUGUUUCUGAGGGCUUAUGACGUCAAAGAUGUUUGAUAAUCACAAACUGUUUUCUUUUUUCUUUUUGUCUUUUUUCUAUGCCCCCGUCAUUCAGCAUUCUUCAUGUAGUUCAUCCUGUUUAGGGUGAGCAUUAUCCUUUGUUAUGCCAUGCACAAUAUCUGCCCUGUCUCUUUUGUUUGCGUGUCAAUAUGAGGCUGAUGUCCAGGAAUGAAUGGCUGCGUUUCACUCUGACCUGCAAGAGCCUGUGUUUGGACUGUGGCCAACUGUGUUCUAGAAUGUGUCUGCAUUGAGAUUCCAUCUGAUGAUGUCAUUGCUGUUUCUUGUUCUUCUCAGAUGAACGAAAACUAAAGCUGUUCUGAUGUUACUGUUACUUGGAUGUUUUGAUGGGAGAAGCUCGAUAAGGAGAUUGUGCAAUAAACCAUGGUGGCAAUGGACCCAAACUGCCAUUCGAAACACUGUAUUACUAA